AUGACUGGGUUAGCCUCGAAAUGGGCCACGGAACCCACACUUGUGCAGCAGGCUGAGGCCCAAGACAAGAAGAAACCCACUAAACCAGCCACGGGAAAUCCACUGGAAUCAUCAGAAAAGCACCAAAUAACUUCUUCAGCUCCAGUGAGGAAGCCAUUGAUCAGCAAGUGGGCCGAUGCUGCUGUGGGUAGCAAAGAGGACGAGAGAAAAGAGUCACCAAAGAGCCCACGAGGUGAAGAGCGCCAUAGAAGAAAUAGCAAGAACAGAAGAAAUUCGGAAACUCGAAGAAAAGACGAAGUCAAUGGCCAAACGCUGCGAAACAGAGAGAAGAGAAAAGGACGUAAUGGCGGUUCCAAGCAUGAUGAGCCAAGAGAAAGACAGGAAAAACACACUACAUCAUCCGAGGAAAGCAGAACUCACCCAGUUACCAACGAAAUACUUCCUCCAAUGUCCAAAGCAGCUGCUAGUUUUGCACUGCGUUUAGGAGUUCCUACUGGUAGUGGAGCCCCUAAUGUAGACAACAAGUCCACUCCACCAGACAGCAAGUCCGUCAACGAUUCUGACGAGUAUGAAACAACAGACGAUUCCGACGACAACAGAAACGUAAAACAACCGAUGUCUAAGGCAGGUAUGAGUUUCGCAGCCAGACUCGCAAUUCCACCAAAAGCGAACAACUCCAAGAAUAUCAACAAAGACGUUAAGAAGGACCAAGCCAGGCCUAGCACACAGAAGUACAUGUCUCCCAAGCAACGCAGAGAGGCCGAAAAACUUGAACAGGAACAGCAACGCCGACAGGAACAGAAGCAGCGGGACGCUAAAUUGCAAGAAGAAGUUCGGGACAUGUUUUCGAAAAUGACGGCAUCAACAGCCAACUGGGCUGAUUUAGAGGACGAAUGA
Messenger RNA from Meyerozyma guilliermondii ATCC 6260, 897 nucleotides. It is a transcript of the gene FGR50, whose product is annotated as Fgr50p. Lineage: Eukaryota; Fungi; Ascomycota; Pichiomycetes; Serinales; Debaryomycetaceae. The transcript has a single exon. The record is from RefSeq and is a predicted model, not a curated record. Bases 1 to 897 code for a protein of 298 amino acids.